Fusarium musae is the source of this 1494-nucleotide messenger RNA. RefSeq lists its product as uncharacterized. The record is from RefSeq and is a predicted model, not a curated record. Gene Ontology annotation, molecular function: zinc ion binding; DNA binding. Gene Ontology annotation, biological process: DNA-templated transcription. The transcript is spliced from 5 exons. Bases 1 to 1494 code for a protein of 497 amino acids. NCBI's taxonomy places the organism in Eukaryota, Fungi, Ascomycota, Sordariomycetes, Hypocreales, Nectriaceae.
AUGGCUGUACAGAGACUGAGAGAGUCUCCCAGGUUACAGCUAUUCUGGCGUGCAGAGUUUCACAGCAUCAGUCAAUUUGUCGAGUAUCUCAUGACAGUUUACUUCGGCAAGCCUACCCUUGCUGAUCUCAUUGUUACCCAUGUUGGCUUGGUAAGCCUAUUGCACGAAUGCGACAACGUCGAGACUGAACAAGUUCUCAAGAAUGAGUUUGCAUCUCAGGCGACGCUCUGUCGGCAAAAUCUGGACUCUAUCCUGGCUGGUCUUCCCUUCAAUAUGCCCUGCACACCCGAUUACAUACUUGCCCUGUUUAUGGCCUCAUCCUACCAUCUCGAGAAUUGCCGGAUUUCUAUGUCCUGGAAUACUCUUGCUGCGGCAGUACAGAUGUGCCAGACGCUAGGCUUCACCCGUGAAAAUCUCCCAAAGCCAGAGUCUGGAGAAGCAAAGCAGCGACGGGCUAAAUUAAUCUUCUAUAUCCACCUUUGCGACAAGAUGCUUGCUUUGAGGCUGAGUCGGCCAGUCUUGAUACGAGAUGGAGAAAUUACUAUUAACUUUGAGGCUUUAGAAACGGAUAGGGGAGACGGACCUACCCCGAUUAUUGCGAAAUGGGCAUGGUUUUGCAGCCUUCAAGGAAGAAUCUAUGAUAUCCUCUACAGUCCGGGGUCUUUGCUUCAGCCAGAUGUUGAGAGAGAGACGAAUGCGAGGAGAUUAGCGGCUGAGAUGGAGCAGUUGUUCCAAACAAAGAGUGUGGCAGAGGAGCACUUAUUUGAGUCAAUCGGGGCAAGUAUCGGCGAAAACCAGAGCGAGGUCUUCCGCAGGACCGAUAAGGUAGCAUACUAUUCCACGCGCUGUCUGGUAUUUAGAGCAGUGAAACCUGCGUCUAUGACAUCCUCUGCGUUUUGCUACGAAUGCCUAGAAGCAGCAAAGAAUGGUCUUGAGCAACACAGGAUUUGUUUGUCAAUGCUCAAGAACGUUGAAGCCAUCAUCUUUGAGUUCUACAUGCACUGGGGUCUUAUGGCGGUCCCUCUGGUACCAUUCAUAGUCUUGUUUUGCCAUGCUAUCGAGACCUGCGACCCGACUCACUUGGAGCCGCUCGCAGCCGUGGUUGAAACAGUCGACAUGAUACCCCCAGAUCUUCCAAAUGUUUACAGAAAGCAACUUCAUCUGUUCAAGCUCAUGUAUGAAGUCGCAUGCAAGUAUGUGGGCUCGAGGGCCAAUAAUCCUCAAGUCCAGGUGUCAGGGCGCAUACCUGAUACACCAUUUGAGAUGCUGUUCUUCGAGGCAGGAGUUCCUGUGCCCAGUCACCUGAACAUGCAGACAAACCUUCAGAGCUUUAAUGAUGGAACACACCUUGCAAAUGAGGUUAAUUACGGGGGCUUACCAACAGGACAAGGGGGGAAUAUGGUGGAGGGUGGCUUUGACCAUAACAUGGAGCUGGGGAACUGGUUUGAGCAAAACCAGGAGAUAUUUAUGAUGCUAGACAACAACCAAUCAUAG